AUGAAACGGUUUCUGCUAAGUCGAAGACAAAGACACCUUCGUGAGAUUUGCUUUCAUAAUAUAAGUCUCUUUAAGGCCAAUGGUGACUCCAGGUUGAUCAAAGAGCACGGUGAUGGAUUUGUACCAUGCUUCUUUGUCUUAGAAUCUAUAAAAGGGGAAUUGCUUUAUGUGAGUGAGGUGCAAUCGGGUUCUUUACGUGAACUUUGUUUCCAGGAAUUACCGAAACUUACUGGUGCAUCUACUAUGAUUAUACUAAAAUUGGUAGGACUCGUUCCCAAUGAGAUUUUGUGCACCGUAAGUUUGGAUAAAAAUGGUAUAAUUGACGACAAAUGGUGCGUUUUAUGUACCUACACGAUAGAUCUUAACAAGCUACACCCCGUAAACGAAGACACAGUUCUAAUCACAGGUACCAAUGCACCAGUACUUCACUUGGUAGAUGGGCCUUACACGUUACCUACAGAAAAUACUAAACCACUAAAAGGCCCUGUCGGUUCGCAUAAAAGGAAUAUAAGUCAAGUCAAGAUCAAAUAUUCGUUGACAUAUAGUUCUUUACUGAAAUUAAGCAAACUAUUAGAGUACUCUUCCCAAGUACAUGAAGAAAUCAAUGAAAUUUCCAGCAAAAUAGAAGAGGGCUUUUUGUUACAUAAAAAUCAAAAUCACUGGUAUAUGAGAACUGUACAAAAGUCCAUAGAGACACUAGAAAAGGAGGUCCUACAGAGGAAAAAAAACAAGAAAAAUAUAGAAAUGGCACGACUCGAGAAUAAUGACACUAUCAACCAUUCUAAAACAGAGAUUUCCCUGAUGUCACAGGAUGAAUCCAUAAAUGAUGACUAUGGAAGCAUAUAUUCUAGAUUCGUGCAAAUCAAGGAUAGACUGGAUCAACUGAGAUUUAAGAAACUGUAUCAGCUGAUAGGGAUCUUCCAUUCAACGGAUUUAUUUAAUUCAGAUAGAGGUUAUAUUUAUUUCGAAAAGCCUUCUAGCAUAAAUGAUGUUAUUAGUAGACUCAAACUGAAACCCUUGAAUAUGGGAAUAUUACUUAGACAAGCCGGUGAAUCAACAAGGCACAUGGAAUAUCCACUCUAA
Saccharomyces paradoxus is the source of this 1083-nucleotide messenger RNA. It is a transcript of the gene VPS38, whose product is annotated as Vps38p. The transcript is spliced from 2 exons. Gene Ontology annotation, cellular component: phosphatidylinositol 3-kinase complex, class III, type II. The record is from RefSeq and is a predicted model, not a curated record. The coding region runs from base 1 to 1083 and encodes 360 amino acids. NCBI's taxonomy places the organism in Eukaryota, Fungi, Ascomycota, Saccharomycetes, Saccharomycetales, Saccharomycetaceae.